Messenger RNA from Rubroshorea leprosula, 1592 nucleotides. Lineage: Eukaryota; Viridiplantae; Streptophyta; Magnoliopsida; Malvales; Dipterocarpaceae. The record is from the annotation of a GenBank genome assembly.
CUUCUGAUUGAGUUAAUACAUUUCUUGGUCUUCCUUUCCAUUUUUCUAUUGAGAUUAUCUAGAUAGUAAUGCUAUUUAAUUGCUCUACAACCGGUUAUGUGUGCUGAGAUUUGAGUAAAGAGUUGGUUCUAAGGCUUAAACCAAUCCUAUUUGACGAACUGCAUUAUUUCAAAUCUGAUUAUGGAUCACCCAAACGGUAUUGCUAACAUUUCAUUUUUUCCAAUGCCUCAAUUUCCUUCAAACAAUUAGUAUCCUCCUGUCUUGGACCCUUGAUGUUAGUUUUAAUCUUGGUUUGUGCACUUCUAGCCUUCUGGCACUAGAAAAUUUAGUUUACCUUUUAGUUGUUGGUUAAAUAAAAAUAGUUAUGUGAUCUAUGCGGUGCCCAGCUCAUCAUUUCAAGAAAGGCAUCAUAAAAGAAGGGCUGUGGAGAAGCUUUAGUGGAUUCAAUCAUAAAUAUGUUGGUGCUUGGGAAAGAAGUGCUCCGAUCCUGAUUUCAGUAAGAGGCAUCAUAGAAGAGGGCUUCUGCUGAAGCCUCUAGUAGAUUUGAUAGAUUUGAUUACGAAAAGGUUGAUGCCUGCAGGAAAGGAGGAGGCAACAGAGUAAGACAUUCUAAGGGGAUUUUUCUACAAUCUGGAAGAGGAAAAAGUUAUAAUCUGUGGAGAUAUUGCCAAGCUUGUAGCAGAGUUGUGGUUGAAAUGCAAAUAACAAAAACAAUACAAAUCAGUCUUGUAGACACCUCGUAUGAUUUCUCUCUUUACAUUUUUGAGAACUUUUUCAUCGUCUAGGCUAAGAAUCGAUAUGAAAAUAUUGACAAUGGACAAACUUGUAAUGUGGUUCUUUCUAGCUCAAAGCCUACUCUUCUGCAAGAAUUUCUUCUAGCUGGAAGGAAGACAUAUUGUGCAUGUCAAAUUUGCAAGUUUCUUUCUGCAAGGCUGAGUUAGUUAAAAAAGGAAAUUGGAGGGGUGACAGAACAGCACAUUCAAAUGGGAUUUUUCUUGAAACUGGAAAAGGAAAGGUUAUAAUCUGCAAAGAUAUUACCAAGCUUGUAACUAGAUUGUGGUUCAAAUGCAAAUAACAAAAGUAAUACAGCCAAUUCCUCUAGAUACCUUCUCAAGCUAUAAUUGAGAUAAUGCAAGUUUUUAUCAACGUGGCUGAGUUACGCAAAAGAAGCCUAAGUAUCAGAGAGGCACCUUUUGUUAUGAGAAGCUUGAGCCUCCUCCAGUGGAAAAUAAAAAGGUUUGAUCAGCGCGUCCUCUGUAUCAAAUUUUCCUCUUGGAGAGAGUAACUUAGUUUUCUCCUACUUUCGUUUGUGACCUUAUGACCUCUGCUUUUAUGGUUUGGAAGAGACAAAGAUUAGUUGAUCUGCCAUUUUAUUUUUGUAGUCUGAGUUUGGCAGUGGCACAUAUUGUAUUUAACAAGUUUUUACUUUGUUGAUCGAUAUGAAAUUUCUCACUUAACAAUAAGGGAGCACAACAUUGAGCAAGAAAGCUCAUUUGUGUCCUAUCAGAAUCAUUUAUUUUAGUAGGAACUUGAAGAUUUUGGCAUUUUAGAGUAGUAUUUAAAUGGAAUUUGACGCUUGAUGGUAACUUUUU